Messenger RNA from Thlaspi arvense, 528 nucleotides. NCBI's taxonomy places the organism in Eukaryota, Viridiplantae, Streptophyta, Magnoliopsida, Brassicales, Brassicaceae. The record is from the annotation of a GenBank genome assembly.
AUGAAGCAAUUCGCAGGGCUUCUCUUCCUUUGCACCGUUCUUCUCUCCUCAGUCGCUGGAAAUGCUGAUUCCGGGAUGAUCACCGAUCUAUGCAAACACACUGAUGAUCCCAAACUAUGUCUUUCCAGCAUUCAGGCGCGUCCCGAGUCAGGCGAGUUCGCAGCCACCAACAACCAAAUCGAGAUCAUAGCUAUUUCCGCCGCCUCAUCAAACGCUUCCGCCACUUCCGCAUACAUCAAAGAAAAGCUCAGCCGCGAGGAUCUGGAGCCGGCGACGGAGGACACUCUCGAGGAUUGUCAGAAGAACUACCAAGACGCCGUGGAGCAGCUCGACGACUCGAUCUCCGCGAUGCUCGCGAACGCACACGCAGACGUUGACGUGUGGCUGCACGCGGCGAUCAGCGCCAUCGAGUCCUGUGGAAACGCGUUGGAGUCACGCGCCGGGAAUGAUGCGGAGCUUUCCCGGAAGAACGAGGUUUUCCUCAAGCUAUGCAAAAACGCUUUGGUGAUUAACAAGAUGUUAACUUGA